Lindgomyces ingoldianus is the source of this 2094-nucleotide messenger RNA. RefSeq names its product PLP-dependent transferase. Lineage: Eukaryota; Fungi; Ascomycota; Dothideomycetes; Pleosporales; Lindgomycetaceae. The transcript has 3 exons. Gene Ontology annotation, biological process: biosynthetic process. Bases 342 to 1808 code for a protein of 488 amino acids. The record is from RefSeq and is a predicted model, not a curated record. Gene Ontology annotation, molecular function: pyridoxal phosphate binding; L-alanine:2-oxoglutarate transaminase activity.
CUCAAUUCAAAACGCGCAGACGGUUUUGACGCCGGUGCGCGUGGGAACGAGAGGUAUUUAACUCCCACCGCCCAUUGACUUGCACUGUUAUCGCUGCACACGACUGCACAAGAAAGCAAACUCCCGCCCGAAUCUUCACCCUAGUGGGGUACGCUUGCAGCGCAGAAAAAAUUACCUCAACACCUAGUCUACCCAUUGUUACCUCGUCCUGAGAAAAAGCAAUUGCGCAGCUUGAGAUAGCUAUACUAAAGCUGUGGUUUCUCUUCGACAGGUAUCAGGCCAUUGCUCACCUCCCCUUUUCCUUCUGUCACUUGUAGCUUCACUGUGACACAGCGCGCAACAUGUCCACCCCGCAGUCUGCCCGCGCCCUCAGCAUCAACAACAUCAACCCGCACGUCAAGGCCGCCAAAUAUGCCGUCCGUGGCGAGCUAGCUGUGCGGUCCGAGGAGUAUCGCGCGAAGCUGGCCAAAGGGGAAGGCAAGGACCUGCCGUUUGACACCGUCAUUGCUGCAAACAUCGGCAAUCCCCAGCAGCUGGACCAAAAGCCGAUUACCUUCUUCCGCCAAGUGGCUAGUCUUCUCGAGAAUCCACUGCUCUUAGAGCACGAGGACGUGCUGAUCAACAGCCUGGGGUACAAGUCAGACGUGGUUGAGCGGGCCCGAUGGCUGCUGAAGGAGGUGAAGAGCGUGGGAGCAUACAGCCAGAGCCAGGGUGUGCCGGGAAUUAGGGAGAGUGUUGCAAAGUUCAUCGAGAGGCGUGACGGAUACCCGGCUAGCCCCAAGGACCUCUACCUCAGCAAUGGAGCCUCGUCUGGUGUCAACACCCUCCUCCACAUCAUCUGCCAGAAACCCUCCACCGGCAUUCUCGUUCCCAUCCCUCAGUACCCCCUCUACACGGCCACUCUCGCUGUGCUUGACGCGGUAUGCGUGCCAUACUACCUCGAGGAGGCCCGUGCCUGGGGAACUGAUCUCGAGGCGAUCCGCAACUCCUACAGCAAAGCCGUUUCCGAGGGCACUGACGUCAAGGCCAUCGUAAUUAUCAACCCCGGAAACCCCACUGGUGCGAGCCUACCAGCUGAGGACAUCAAGGCCGUGCUAAAAUUCGCGGCGGAGAAGAAACUUGUCGUCAUCGCCGACGAAGUCUACCAAACUAACGUCUUUAUCGGCGAGUUCAUCUCGUUCAAAAAGGCCCUGCGUGACCUGCAAAAGGAGUCUCCCGGAGAAUUCGACAACCUCGAGCUAGCCUCGCUUCACAGCGUUUCCAAGGGCAUGGUUGGCGAAUGUGGCCAUCGUGGCGGGUACUUCGAGCUUGUGGGCUUCGAUCCGGAGGUUGCGGCGGAGAUUUACAAGUUCAUUAGUAUUCAGUUGUGUCCGCCUGUCCUCGGCCAGUGCUUCGUCGAGCUUAUGACCCAUCCGCCUGUUGAGGGCGAGCCCAGCUACGAGCUGUACAAGUCUGAGUUCGAUGGCAUUUUCAAUGGCUUGAAGGAGCGGGCUUAUGCGUUAUUCGAUGCGUUCAAGCAAAUGGAGGGUGUGGAAUGUCAAACCCCUGCCGGCUCCAUGUACCUCUUCCCAACCAUCACCAUCCCCCCCAAGGCCGUCGAGCAAGCCAAGAAAGAAGGCCGCCAACCAGACGAAUUUUACUGCUUCCGCAUGCUCGACGCGACGGGUGUGUGUGUUGUCGCUGGCUCCGGGUUCGGGCAAAAAGAAGGCACCCUACAUUUCAGAACGACGUUCCUCGCGCCGGGGACCGAGUGGACGGGCAGGAUUGUCAAGUUUCAUCAAGAUUUCAUGGAGGAGUUUAGGGGUUAGAAUAGUGAGGAGGGUGAGUGCAUGGAAGAGGAGGGGAUGUGUGAUAAAACAGUGAACGGGACGAGAGGGAAUAGGAAGAGGACGAAAUGCCUGGAUAUCUGGUCUAUCAUUUGAGGGUGGAUGUGCAAUUAUUUAGAUUCUGGAUGUGUGUUAUGUAGCAGGACAUUAGAUAUAGCUGCCUCUGAUCUAAGGCGGGAAUCUCACCUUCCUGAUUGAUUGACACCCUAGUUUCCGAUCCUGGUUAGAAAACAUGGCUAGAAUAUGCCCAACCACAGUUAAUUUAACU